Molecule: messenger RNA, 3081 nt
Organism: Prorocentrum cordatum
Lineage: Eukaryota; Dinophyceae; Prorocentrales; Prorocentraceae
Source: the annotation of a GenBank genome assembly
AUGGCCACUGGCGCUCCCGCUGCUGCCAUUUCUGCUUCUCAGCUGGAUCGUCUGGCUGCUCCCCCGACGUUCGCUUCCCAGGACCCCGCUCACACCACAGGGCGCAGCAAGGGCGGCAAGGGUGGCUUCAUCCCGCGCAGGCGGACUGAAGAUGCCUGGACCAAUGACGACUACUUGCGCCAGAUCUGCAGGGACGAGUUCGACUCCAUGCGCGCCUCAUUCACCGAGACCGUGGGAGCUGCAGUUGGCAAAACGGUGGCCAACAGCCACGACGCCCUCUGUCUCAGGACGCAGGUCACGGCCCAGUCCACCUCCAUGGACCAGCAGCAGGAGCAGGCUGCUAUUCGCCCGCAGGGAAACCGCCUCGACCAUCACGGCGCCGAGUGGGUGCGCAUGCGGUCUGAGCUCGACGAGUUUCACAAGUUUCCUGCUGUUGCUGACCAGCGCCCUGUGGCUCCUGUGGCGGUCCCCAACGGCUUCCACCGCGACCCUGGCGACACCGGCCUGGUGGCCGUGGCCCAGCGCGCGACUACGCGCGAGGCCGCCUCCAAGGCUAUGUCCGACUACCUCUCCAAGCUCUCCUCCACGCCCGAGGAGUGCAUGACUGAGGCGCGUGGCCAGGCCCCCACCGAGCGCUUCGAAAUGCAGCUCCACGGCAUGGUCGGCCAAGCCGCGAGGAAGGUAUUCCGCCCCCUCCCGAACCUCAAGCAAGGCGGCUCCUGGCGCGAGUUCACCGCCGCGGCCCCUGGCUCCGACGCAGGUGCGCGCUUGCCCCGACAAGCUCCCCGAGCAGGUCAAGACGGGGUCAUCUUGCGCCGCUGCCGCGCGGCCGUCGCCGACGCCAUUCCUGGCAAUAUCGAGCGCUACAGCGACCGCGAGAGGGGCAUCCUCUCCAUCGGCUGGGACAGGGUGCUUCGUGUGGAAGUGCGCCCUGGGGAUUAUCCUUCUUCUCUGUUCUGGAACCCUGACCGCCUCUCCAAGCACGGGCACUCCAAGGACGCCCUGGCGCAGGCGACCGCCGCCAUCGCGGCCCCGCAACGCCUGGCAGCGGUCCACGGGGACUCCAACUUCUCGAGCAAGGAUGCGCUCACCCUGGGCGAGACGAUCUCAAUUGACGCCGUGGACUGGGCGCAUGCUCGGCAGGCGCCCCGCGGCGAUGCGUCGGCGGCGCUGCAGGCGCUCCUGGCCCGGAACUUGCUCGGGGAGAGGGCACUCGUUCUGCCGACCGGGUCGGGGUGCUUGGGCCGCGCGACGCCGGUCGCCGCCCCCUCCCGCGCCAGCGGGGCUCCGUACUUCGACGCAACCUCUGGUCUCGACGCCCCUGAGCUCGAUGCUCGUGCUCGACAGCUGCCGCUGACGCCGCCGCUCUCUCGGGAUCCCCCCCCCUCGUUCCCCCUGGACUUCCGCCGGGCCUUCCCGCCCCUGGGCCAGGAGCUAGUGUUUUUCAUCCUUCGGCACCUCGGGGCCCCAGAGCCCUUCGUCACGUCUGCGAACUCCGCAGUCCUGGAGAUUGACGCCAACACCGAUAUCGGCGUGGGUGGCCUCGUGCCGGCCUGCGCGGGCGACGCCGGCGGCGUCGCCGCGCGCGUCGCCGGCCUCUCGCAGGGCGUCCGCGCAGUGAGCCGUUCUGGCCCGCCUGGGUCACAAGGGCGCGCGCUCGGCACGCUCGCCUCCAAGGCUCUCUACCUCGACCUCUGGAAGUCUGGGCCCUUCGUGGCGACCCCCGCUGCCGCCGGCGCUGGCGACGCUCUGCAUCCCCUGGCGUCUGAGGGACACGCUGCGACACGAUUGCCGCUGCCGUCGUCUCCGUGCUGCGCCGCGUGCCGCGCUGGCUCGUCCUUUCUGCCGGUUUUGGCUCGGUCGGGGCUCGUGCCGCACUCGCGGCCAGCGCGCGGCUUCCUGGCUGCUGCGCGCUCGAGGCACCACGCCCCGAAGACGUUCGACGACUGGCCGCUCGCCGACGAACCGACGUCCUUACCGCGCGUGGGCGGGCCUUCGCUCCGUGCGCAUGGCCCAGCCGAGACCGCGCACUCGGCUGGAGCGCUGGGUCGUGCAGCCGCGGCCAGCUUCGUCGACCUGCCCGACUUCUUCGACAGAGACGGCCUCCCCGACGACGACAUCCUGCCGCUGCGCGCCCGCCCCCUUCGAAGGAUGUGGCUCCGGGUCGACGAGGGCGCGGCAGAGAUGAGUGUCACGCCUCACGGGGUGAACAAGCUGUUUACCGCGUGGCGCCCCCGAGCACUGCCAGGGGCCACUGGCGAGCUGCCAGGCACGGCGGACCCACCGACCGAGGCCUGGGAGGGCGCCGGCGGCGAGGCUAGCCCCGCUGCCCUGCAGUGCUGGCAGUGCCGCUCCAUAUGUUUCCACGGUCAGGACUCCAUCGAGUGGCGAACGGUUGCGGACUCCGUUGCAAUCGAUGGUGGAGGCUCUGCGGGCGGCCGCGCGGCUCACGAGCUGGACCGCGCGCUCGUCCGGGAGGUCCUCUGCCACCGCUGCGGGGCCAGGCAGCCAGCGGGCGAGGCGUGCCAGCAGUGUGGAGAGGUCUUCGGAGCCUACUUCUGCGGCGCCUGCAACUUCUGGGACGACGAGGGCCCGCAGAAGGCGGUGUUCCACUGCGCACAGUGCGGCAUUUGCCGUGUCGGCGGACGUGAGAAUUUCUUCCAUUGCGACACUUGCGGCAGCUGCUACCCGAACGAGAUCCGUGACACGCACGUCUGCGUGGAGAACGCCAUGCGCCAGAACUGCCCAGUUUGCCUGGGGGACCUGUUCCAGUCCACUUCUCAGGUUACGAUCCUGACAUGUGGCCACACCAUCCACCAGGACUGCCUCAGGGAGCUGCAGAUGUCCUGCGCGGGGCUACAGUCCCUCCGCUGCCCCUUAUGCAGCGCAUCUCUUUACAGGUACGACGAACUUUGGGCCGAAAUGGACAAGCAGAUCGCGGACACUCCGAUGCCAAUGGAGUAUCAGAAGACGGCUUGCGGCAUCGUCUGCAACGAUUGCCAGCAGUCCUCCUCUGUGCCGUUCCACGUUUUAGGACACAAGUGCCCCGUGUGCUCAUCUUACAACACCCGCCGCGCGUAG